AGUACCUCCCCCUAGUUUCGCUUCCUUUUGCCCUGGACUCGAUCAGUCUCUGCCUACCUUCCUUGGCAUCCUCACUACCACCUCUUCACCUGCGAACGACUUUCACGGAUCCGAGCUCGCCCGAACCUCCCUAGAACACAUCGGGAUAUUUCUUCUUAACUAUCGAACUCCCGUUUCCCCACGGGUCGACUUGGUCACUCUGUUUAUCUGUGUACUCAUGCUUACCAACUUGCCGAACCGAAGGAUUUCUCUCUCUUGAGCAUGAGAAGGACCGCCAACUCAUCCACAAUUCAACAUCUAAGAUUGAGCUACCAGCAUGCACACUGGAUACAUAUGCUCCAGCAAAAGUUUUCGGACAGAAAACUAAAGCACCUUGGACCACAUAUUCCGAGCACAGGGGAGAAUCAGUUUUAGGUCUCCACAUAAUGGAGCGAGAAUGAACAGAGAGCGGCUGAAAGAAAAGCAUGAACUGGAGGUUUAUUGAGGUCAUCUGCUUCCUGUUUAUAUGGGACCAUAUAACAGUUCAGUCUUCCCGCCAGGACCUGUCCGCCGCCGAUCAACAUGUCACUAAGCAGUUUGAUUGGCUCAUCUCCGACCGCGGACCUUUCCACCACUCUCGGAGUUACCUCUCCUUUGUGGAAAGAUUCCGCCAAGGAUUUACAACCAGAUAUAAAAUUUAUAGGGAGUUUGCGCGUUGGAAGGUGAGGAACACAGCCAUUGAGAGGAGGGACCUGAUCCGGAACCCUGUGCCGCUCAUGCCAGACUUCCAGCGCAGUGUCCGGUUGCUAGGGCGACGACCCUCCACUCAACAGUUCAUCGACACCAUCAUCAAGAAGUAUGGAACCCACAUCCUCAUAUCCGCCACCUUGGGAGGUGAGGAGGCAUUGACCAUGUACAUGGCCAAGAACAAGCUGGACAGAAAGUUGGUCAACGCCACUCAGAACGUGGAGGCCCUGCACCAGCUGGCCUCCUCCUACUUCAUUGACCGAGAUGGCACCAUGAGGAAACUCCAUGAGAUCCAGAUCUCUACCAAUGCCAUCAAGGUGACAGAGACUCGUACUGGCCCACUGGGAUGCAGCAGCUAUGAUAAUCUGGACUCGGUGAGCUCUGUCCUCCUGCAGAGCCCGGAGAGCAAGCUCCAUCUUCAAGGUCUCCAGGUCAUCUUUCCAGAGUACCUCCAGGAGAAGUUUGUUCAGUCGGCUCUGAGCUACAUCAUGUGUAAUGGGGAGGGGGAGUACAUCUGCCGGAACAGCCAGUGUAUCUGCAUGUGUGCUGACGAGUACCCACAAUGCAACUGUCCUAUCACCGACAUCCAGAUCAUGGAGAACACCCUGCUUGGGCAGGCGGAGUCCUGGGCCACCUCUUACAAGGACUUUGAGAACUCAGAUGAGUUUAAGUCAUUCCUGAAGAGGCUGCCCUCCACCCACUUCCUGCCGGUCAGCAGUGUCCACCUUCUGUGGGGCAGUGACUGGGACCUGCAGGCCCGCUACCGCCUGCUCCAGAGCUCCCUGGAGACCCAGAGGCUCAAGAUCCAGCGCACCGCCCGCAAGCUCUUUGGCCUCAGCAUCCGCUGCCACCACAACCCCAACCACCAGAUGCCUAGGGAGAGGUCUGUGAUGCAGUGGCUGAACAGGGUCCAGUCCUUCCUCUACUGCAAUGAGAACAGUUUCUGGGGGACCUUCCUGGAGAGCCAGAGGAUGUGCGUGUGCCACACGGGUAUCACCCUAUGCCAGCGACCCAUCCCAUGUAUCAUUGGGGGCAACAACAGCUGUGCCAUGUGCAGCCUGGCCAACAUCUCUCAGUGCGGCUCCUGCAACAAGGGGUACAAGCUGUACCGAGGCCGCUGUGAGCCCCAGAACGUGGACUCAGAACGCAGCGAGCAGUUCAUCAGCUUCGAGACCGACCUGGAUUUCCAAGACCUGGAGCUCAAGUACUUGCUCCAGAAGAUGGACGCGCGCCUCUACAUCCACACCACCUUCAUAAGCAACGAGAUCCGCUUGGAGACCUUCUUUGACCCACGGUGGCGCAAGCGCAUGUCCCUGACACUAAAGAGCAACAAGAACCGGAUGGACUACCUCCACAUGAUCAUUGGGCUCUCCAUGAAGAUCUGCCAGAUGCGCAACAGCAGCAUCGACCCCAUGUUCUUUGUUUACGUGAACCCGUUCAGCGGCAGCCACUCAGAGGGUUGGAGCAUGCCCUUCGGCGAGCACGGCUACCCGCGCUGGGAGAAGACGAGGCUGGGGAACUCCCAGUGCUUCAAUUGGACUCUGCUGCUGGGCAACCGGUGGAAGACCUUCUUUGAGACGGUGCACAUCUACCUACGAAGCCGCGCCAAGGUGCCCACUGGGUUACGAAAUGACACGGGCCAGGGUCCCGUGGACCUGUCAGACCCCAACAAGCGCCAGAUCUACAUCAAGAUCUCCGACAUCCAGGUGUUUGGUUACAGCCUGCGCUUCAACGCUGACCUGCUCCGCAGCGCCGUGCAGCAGGUGAACCAGUCGUACACCCAGGGGACCCAGUUUUACUCCUCCUCCUCCGUCAUGCUCUUGUUGCUGGACAUUAGGGAGCGGAUUAAUCGCCUGGCCCCUCCAGUGGCACCCGGGAAACCCCAGCUGGACCUGUUUUCCUGUAUGCUGAAACACAGGCUCAAGCUGAACAACAGCGAGAUGAUCCGGGUCAACCACGCCUUGGACAUGUACAACACAGAGAUACUGAAACAAUCAGAUCACCUAACUACCAAACUCUGCUGAGAUACAGUAAACAAUCAAACAAAAAAGAGCAAACAGACACUACAAAUAUAACUGUUUGGGGAUAUUCCUUUUUAUUUUUUUCCUUUUUGGACCUUUUUGUUCUGCCUUUUGAUGUAUUAUUAAAACUUUGUAAUUGUAAUUGUUAAAAUGAAACUCAAAAAGGCAGUGAUGAAGCCUUUUAGUUGGAUAAAGAAGAAGAUUAAUGAAAAACACUUUAAAAGACUGUACCAUA
Molecule: messenger RNA, 2982 nt
Organism: Oncorhynchus tshawytscha (Chinook salmon)
Lineage: Eukaryota; Metazoa; Chordata; Actinopteri; Salmoniformes; Salmonidae
Product: BMP/retinoic acid-inducible neural-specific protein 1
Exons: 8
Coding region: 465-2750 (761 amino acids)
Biological process (GO): negative regulation of mitotic cell cycle; positive regulation of neuron differentiation
Source: RefSeq, a predicted model, not a curated record